UAAAGUUUGAUUUCUGUCUUUAUUAGCACCUGGUUUUUGGUGGGAAAAUAUUUGUUUCCUUCUUUUACUGUCUGUAAAUUGUGUAUUCUCUAGAAAAUAAGACAUUUAGUGCAUGUUUGCUUCAUAAAACGUAUUUUAUUUUUUAAACACUUUUCAUGCAUAUGUAACUCUGCAUUACAUAAACACAUUUUUCAACUUAAAAGCAAAUAGCCACACCAAAAAAAAAUCUUUUUUUUUUUUAUUUAUUUUCAGUAUUACAAGUUAAGUAGGAUAUUUGUUCACGGUAGGGUGUCCAUCCAUCCUUUUGUUUUUUUGGUCUUUUAUUUUUUGUUUUUAAUUUUGUAUUUUCUUUGGGGGUUGUUUUUUUACAGGCGUUUUUGUGUUUUUUUUUCCUUUGUUAAUUUUGGAGGGGGGGGGGGGGGUAGUGCCCUAGCUUUUGGUUUUAUAUCCAACCAUGAAGUUAAGUAUUAGUUCAACGUUAUGGCCAUGUGUAAAGAAUAUGUCAAUAACAAACGUAUUAAUAAAGACAAAAUAUGGGUGUUUUAUUUUGAAAUUUUUAGGGAACUUGCCUUUGUAACAUUUUUGAAACGCUAAGCUUGCAGGAUUUUUAUCAUUCAAAAAAUAUAUAUAUAGCAACAGGUAAAUAUGUUUUUUAUAUUUUAAAUGUUUUUUAAUUAUUCAUGUUAUUUUGAAAUGACAGUCUGUUGCGCAUGUGUAAUAAACAGACACGUAAGUCAUAGUAAACGCAGGCAGAGCUGCGGAUGAACACCUCCGGUCAGAUCUUUUCUGUCGGCUAAACCGUCUGGCUCGUGGGCUCGUGUGUCUGGAACCCCGUUAAAGGCGCCGCGUCUCCGUCCGCCGUAGCGGGGAUGUGAAGGAACCGAGCCACAGAGUGAACAUGCUCCUCCAACUCGGAGCCCUGCGUGCAGCGGCGGGACACUCGGCCCUUUUGUCGCCCGCAAACCGGACCUUUCACGUCUGAAGCGUCAGCUGGAACGCGGCCGCUGAUGGAGGUGGGAAGCAGCAGCUCGGACGCCUCGGUGGUGCAGGUGAGCUUCCCCGGCGCCCAGACCUCCGUGCUGGACAGCCUGAACCGGCAGAGGGAGGACGGCAGCCUCUGCGACCUCUCCAUCCACGUCCAGGGACAGGUAUUCAAGGCCCAUCGCUGCGUCCUGGCUGCGUCCUCCCCCUAUUUCCACGACCAGGUUCUCCUGAAGAACAUGUCUGCAGUCUCCAUCCCGGCGGUGAUGGACCCGCUCGCAUUCGAGAGCGUGCUGAGCUGCGCCUACACCGGUCAGCUGCGGAUGCUGCGGGACGACAUCGUCAACUACCUCACCGUUGGCAGCGUCCUGCAGAUGUGGCACAUCGUGGACAAAUGCACGGAGCUCCUGAAGGAGGGCCGAGCCGCCGCGGGGGCCGGCACCGGAGGCGGGGCCGUGCAGGAAGGAGCAGGUGGAGGCGAACCGUCUGCCAACCAAGGAUGUAGCAGCAGCAACGCCAGCAGAGCUGCAGGCGGAACAAGUGGGGUCAGUCCGGGACGGGUUCUGGAGUCCAGUGAGCCCCAGCGGGCCGCUAACCCCCCCAGCCAGCUGCUGGUGUCUGAGAGCCAGUCCCCCAGCAGCACCAACUACUUCAGCCCCCGAGACGGAAGCAGCUUUGGGGGAGGCGGAGCCGCUGCAGCGGGGUCUGCAGUGGAUGGAGGCAGAGCCAGCAACACCCCCAGCUACUGCACCCCAUCAGGCGGGGAGGAAGCCCUCCUCAUUGAGGAAGAGGAGGAGGAUAUGGAAGAGGAAGAGGAGGAGGUUUACCAUCAGCGGAAGAGAGGCAGAGGAGGAGGCAGUGGCAGGAGGAAGAAGAUGAGCUCGGUGUCGGAGCAGGAGGUGGGGGUCAGCGACAGCUUCGGGGUGUCUUCUUAUCAGGAUGGCGAGGACGCGGCGAUGCCUCUGCAGAAACGCCCCACCUACAGUCAGCCCAGCAUCAUGCCCCGCAAACAGUGGGUGGUGGUGAAAACCGAACGCGCAGAGGACGACGACCUGAUCGUGGUGUCAGAGGAGGAGGGCGGCGAAGACGAGGAGGAAGAGGAGGAGAGAGAGAUGGAGCUGGUCCGGGAGAGAGAGAGAGGCAACUUCAACAUCUCCAACGUUAGGAGCCUUUCUGCUGAGCUGGGGGGUCGACCUGAGGGAGACAUGGACUCUCAGGUGGACUUCUGCCAGUCUUCAGAGGACUUCUUCAAGUUUGAGGGCAGUUUGAUGGAGCAGACUUUAGCUCAGCACCUUCAGGACAGCGCUGCGGGUCAGAACCAGAACUCUAACCGAGCCGUGUCGGCCCUGCUGGGUCAGGUCCAGAAUGCUUCCUCUGCUCGCGCUCAGCUCUUCCCCCUGGACAUGCAGGGGAACCAGAUCCUCCUGUACAGCCAGGCGUCUGGACUCCCCCUGGACUCUGCAACCUCCCCCCUGGGAGUAGCGGGGGGUGUGAUGGGAGGAGGCUCUUUUAAAAGUCCCAAUCUGGAGCACGGCGUGGUCCACCUGCAGGGUGGUUUGGGCGUGGAUGGGUCUGACAGUGGAGGGGUGGGGGCUGGAGGUGGGUGUGGUGGAGGCUCCGCUAAAGUGUUCAUGUGCCACUGCGGGAAGUCGUUCACCCACAAGAGCAUGCGGGACCGCCACAUCAACAUGCACCUGGACCUGCGGCCCUUCCACUGCCCCGUCUGCGCCAAGAAGUUCAAGAUGAAGCAUCACCUGACGGAGCACAUGAAGACGCACACCGGCCUCAAGCCGUACGACUGCCUCGGCUGCGGGAAGAAGUUCAUGUGGCGCGACAGCUUCAUGAGACACCGCUCACACUGCGAGAGGCGCGGCGGGCCCGGGGAGAGCGCGGAGGGCGGGGCCGGCAGUGACGGGGGCAGGCGAGGGGGCGGUGAGGAUGGAGCAGACCUCAUUUCCUCCCCUCACCUUCUCCUGUCUGCGGGAGAGAGAAGCCAGGGAGGGAUGCUGGGAGGAGGGGCGAGGGGCGGAGCUUCUGGUUCAGCUCAGCAGCACGGCGCAGGAAGCUCUCGCAGCAACAUGGCUGCCGCGGGGGGGCUGCUGGGGGUUCCCUCCCAGAGUCCAGGUCAGGAUGAGGGACCAGGGAUGUUCGGACUCGGGUUGAGUCGAGGUGAUGAAGACAUGUGUGAAGUCAGCGCAGAUGAAAGCAGCGUGACUUAGAAGUGGGUUUGGUUCAGAGGACUCCUGUUUCUGAGCAGUUCUGUGGAUUUCCUUCACAUGAAUCCAAACAGAGAAAGAGAUACAGACCCAAAAAAACUCUAAAAACAAAAAAAAAUCUGCACUUUGUUACAAGACAGUUUAAUGUGAGGCCUUUGUGGACUCAAACCUGUGGAGUUAAAUUAUUCACUGCAAUGAAAAUGACCUCAUGAACACGGACCUGCCGUCCCUCCAUAAACUACACAUUUAACUUUGUGAUGUUUAGCAUCUUUACUUUUUCUGUUUCUGUAUGUUUCCAACAACAAAACCAAAAAUUAGAUUAAAAAAAACAUUUUAUUUCUGUAAAAACAUCAGCAGUAGAGAAAAUCUGAGGUUAAAACUACGAUUAUCCAAAUGUCUAAAUAAUGAAAUGUGUUCCUGACAGGAAGUCUGAAACAUUCCACCAUCCAAUGAGCUUCUGUGAGGAAGCUGCUGCUUUGUUCUAUGUAUCGUUCAGAGUUUUAAUCCCCACCACUGUAAAUAUGUAGAAAUAUAUGAAUAUACUGAUCUCAUCAGACAUUGAAAAUGUUUCAGUGUUGACUCACGUUUGUAAUCAGAAAUGUUAAGGUGUUGCUGAUCAUUUUCCUCACAGGUACUUGAAAGCCUCGUAGCUUUUGUGCACAAACGUCCCGUUUUCCUUAAAGACACCGACAUGACCUCACUGCUCGAUGGAAAUGAGUUUUUAUUUAGCAGAAACAUGUUUGACUGACAGUGAUCAUUCCAGAGGGAAAGAUUUUGUGAAUCAGUCGCACAGAAAUAAAAAGAACUUCACAGAAGCAGCAGCUGAUUUGUUCAUUCUUAGGAUCAGUUUGAUGCUAAUCUUUCUGCUAACUGAAUAUAUGAUGAUGAAUCUGUGAAAAAGGAUUUUAAUAAAUGCUUUACUUCACCUUU
This is a messenger RNA of Oryzias latipes (Japanese medaka), 4127 nucleotides long. RefSeq names its product zinc finger and BTB domain containing 22b (gene zbtb22b). The record is from RefSeq and is a predicted model, not a curated record. Gene Ontology annotation, biological process: regulation of transcription by RNA polymerase II. Lineage: Eukaryota; Metazoa; Chordata; Actinopteri; Beloniformes; Adrianichthyidae. Gene Ontology annotation, molecular function: protein binding; DNA-binding transcription factor activity, RNA polymerase II-specific; RNA polymerase II cis-regulatory region sequence-specific DNA binding.